This is a messenger RNA of Zophobas morio, 1352 nucleotides long. It is a transcript of the gene Cyt-c1, whose product is annotated as cytochrome c1, heme protein, mitochondrial. The transcript has 5 exons. Gene Ontology annotation, biological process: mitochondrial electron transport, ubiquinol to cytochrome c. The record is from RefSeq and is a predicted model, not a curated record. NCBI's taxonomy places the organism in Eukaryota, Metazoa, Arthropoda, Insecta, Coleoptera, Tenebrionidae. Gene Ontology annotation, molecular function: heme binding; electron transfer activity. The coding region runs from base 214 to 1134 and encodes 306 amino acids.
AGUUUAGGUAACAGAAAAACACAAAUAACCCUCUCUUGACCGCUGUUACGUAAACUGUCAAGUCAAAAGUGUUAUCCUUCUCUGGGAACGAAAUCGUUCACGUGAAGGAUAAAUUUUGGAAUUUACGGGUCUAUUUGUGUGUUGAUUACAUAAUUCAGGUCCAGUUGACUUUUGUUCAGGGAAUUUUUUGACCAGUUACCACCCUUGGUCAACAUGGCUGCUAGCGUGGGGAGGAUUUGUGGUGCAGGACUUCUGAAACCGGCCUGUGGGAUUACAUCAAGCCAGAUUAGUUCCUUUUCGACAACAAGAGAAUGGACCCGAGGUCGGAAAACUUUGUUGGGCACAUUGGGAGUGUUAACAGGAGGGGUAGGUGCUUUAGUUUAUGCCCUCGAACAAUCUGUCAAAGCAUCAGACCUGGAAUUACAUCCUCCCAAGAAUCCAUGGAGUCAUAAUGGUAUUCUUAGUUCACUUGAUCACGCAAGUGUGAGGAGAGGAUAUCAAGUAUAUAAGCAAGUGUGUGCAGCAUGUCACUCCAUGAGAUUCAUUGCGUAUCGUAAUUUAGUAGGGGUGACUCACACGGAAGAAGAAGCGAAAGCGGAAGCAGAAGAAAUCAUGGUUACUGAUGGCCCAGAUGAGAGUGGAAACAUGUUCCAGCGGCCUGGAAAAUUAUCAGACUAUUUCCCCAGUCCUUAUGCUAAUGAAGAAGCUGCUCGUGCAGCUAACAAUGGAGCUUUCCCUCCAGAUCUUAGUUAUAUUGUUCUAGCUCGUCAUGGAGGGGAGGACUACAUAUUCUCUCUGCUUACUGGAUAUUGUGACCCACCUGCUGGAGUUAUAUUGAGAGAUGGACAAUACUUCAAUCCUUAUUUCCCAGGAGGUGCUAUUUCAAUGGCACAAGCAUUGUUUAACGAAGUAUUGGAAUAUGACGACGGAACGCCUGCCACUGCCAGUCAAUUAGCCAAGGAUGUUGCUACUUUCUUGAAGUGGACCGGAGAGCCAGAAUUUGAUGAUCGUAAACGCAUGUUCAUUAAAGCAACUGGCAUCUUUACUCUGCUGAUUGCAAUUACGUUUUAUUAUAAGAGGCAUAAAUGGAUUUCUCUUAAAACACGUAAAAUUGAAUUUAAACCAAGAAAGUAGACAAUAGUUGAGUACUCUAUAGCGUGACUUUACUGGCUAGUUCUGUUAAGUGAAUGUAAAAUUAAAUUUUGUAAGUUUUAUUUAUCAUGUCAUGUUGUACAUAAGUAGGAAAUUUAACACAAAAAACUUAAAAAAUUGGUCUCUUUCAUUACCAUUUUACUGUGUCAUGAUACCAGACGUGUCACGUUAUUUGUUACAAUAUAUAUUAUUUAAAUUUA